AAUAUACAUACAUAAUAUAUACACAUACACUCACAUACAUAUUUUUUUUACCAAUUAUACUUGUAAUAUAAAGUUCCACUUCAUGUCUCAACGGUAAAUUCUGAUAUUAAAUUAUGUUAGUCAACAAAGCCUUCGUGUAUAUGUACAUACUAUAUAUGUGUCUACUUUAAUUUCAUAUUUUGCAUUCUGCACAAGCAAGAGAUAAUAUAUCUAUCAUCUCCGGGAUCAGCGUUUCUUUUAAUCUUGUAUUAUACCUCUGUAGAUAGAUAAUAUAUACUUUACGAUUUUAAUUAGAAAUUUAUAGCUGAAACCGCUGCGUAAAAUACUAUAAAACGAUCAAGCGAUGUAUCCAUGGUGACGCUUUUUCACCGUCAUGUGCAAAGAUCUCCGUGUGUUUCAAUCUCUUAGAAUUAUUAUUAGUACUCGUAUAUAAUAAAUAUAGUAUUCAACGCGUGCGAUUAUCAUUUAAAUACGUAUUACACUUAUUUAAAUCGUAAAUUUAAAAAAAUAUGGCAACAGCAAUUAAAGAACGCACAAUUCCUGCCAUGGAUACACUAGUUAAAUACGAUACUCCAGUCUUGAUUACGACUCAUCCAGAGAAGGUACGUAAAGAUACCUCGAUACCGAAAAUUGGUGCUGCAGUUUGUAAAAUUCAAACGACUUCAACCUCGGCUGAUGCACGACGAGAAACUAUGGAAAUCUUAAAUAGGAUCUUGCCACCGAAGGAAUGGGAAGAGGAUGGCCAAAUAUGGACACAACGUGUUUCGAGUACUCCUUCAACAAGAUUGGACGUGAUAAAUUUACAAGAGCAGCUUGAUAUGCGAUUACAACAAAGACAGGCUCGAGAAACUGGCAUUUGUCCUAUUCGUAGACAACUCUAUACACAAUGUUUUGAUGAAUUAAUAAGACAAGUAACUGUAAAUUGCGCCGAACGUGGAUUACUUUUAUUGAGAGUAAGAGAUGAAAUUAAAAUGACAUUGGCCGCAUAUCAGACACUAUAUCAAAGUAGCAUUGCUUUCGGAAUGCGAAAAGCACUGCAAGCCGAACAAGGCAAAGAAAAUUUGAUUAAUACAGCCGAGGAAUUACAAUCGCAAAAAAUCGAAUUGGAAAAAAUGAUUGCGGAAUUGAGGCUCAAAUUCGAUCAAGCUGAAAAAAGAUCCGCCGAAUUAAGGGAAGCGGAGGAAAAGAAACACAUGGAAGAAGUGCAAUUCCUUAAAAAGACAAAUAUGCAAUUAAAGACUCAAUUGGAAGGUAUUAUAGCACCAAAAAAAUAAAAAUUAAAAUGUAAAAAAAUGACAUUGAGAACGUGUGUAAAAUGUAGCUAUAUAUUUAAACAGGACUGAUUUUAUAUGAAAUUCUAAUAAAUGUAUACUUUACAUUUGUGAAUAAACUAAUAAUGAUUUAUUGCAGGU
Molecule: messenger RNA, 1412 nt
Organism: Nylanderia fulva
Lineage: Eukaryota; Metazoa; Arthropoda; Insecta; Hymenoptera; Formicidae
Gene: Dnali1
Product: Putative inner dynein arm light chain, axonemal Dnali1
Cellular component (GO): axoneme; ciliary base
Molecular function (GO): dynein heavy chain binding
Source: RefSeq, a predicted model, not a curated record